Marchantia polymorpha subsp. ruderalis is the source of this 1456-nucleotide messenger RNA. Lineage: Eukaryota; Viridiplantae; Streptophyta; Marchantiopsida; Marchantiales; Marchantiaceae. The record is from the annotation of a GenBank genome assembly.
GCGGGGAAACUCUCCGCAUUUGGCUCUGCGCUUAAACCGCGCCGGAGGUGGUUCGGUGACGAGGAUGAGGUAUGGGCAUGCAUGACAGGGAGCCAUGCAUAGAAGUAAUGCGAGCCGUCCAUACCAUUCUGGAAGAUUCCUCCUGCGCGCUCUCGUUCUGCUUCAUAUUCUUUUCUCGUCCUGCAUUCCUACACCUUCUCCCCGCUCUCUGGCUCCUCAGAAUUACCGCUAUCUUUCGAGGCUCUGCUUUCAACUCAUUGCCGCACUCAAAUUUCUCGCUCCAGUGGACUUGCGGAGACUCACACUUCCUGCGUUUCUCGUACUGAGCGUCACUGCCGAUCACUUUCAGAAUUUCUCCGAGCUCCAUUAUGGCGGAAACGGAAGUCCAAGCUCCUCAGCCUCAGGUUGGAGAGAAAGUCCAGGAUAAAGAAACUGCCAUGCCAUCAACUCCUAGUCUGAAGUAUCUGGGCUUUGUCCAAGUUGGCGUCAUUAGGGUGAUUGUCUAUGUUACUACUCUAUAUGAGUCCGCAAAGGAUAUGUCUGGUCCACUCAAGCCAGGGGUUGAUAGUGUUGAGGGCACUGUGAAGACUGUCGUUGGCCCCGUUUAUCAGAAGAUUGAGGGUAAACCUUUGGAGCUUCUGCGUUUUGUCGAUGGAAAGGUUGAUGAUAUAUUCCGUCUGAUGGAGGAUGUGCUCCCCGAGCUUGUCAAGGAGAAGUCUUAUGAGGUUAUGGACGUCGCCAAGAAUGCACCUGACUUCGCCCGAAGCGUUGUUUCUGAGGUUCACAAGAGAGGGAUCAUCAACACGGCCAAGGGUCUUUUUGAUCAGUAUGAACCAAUCGCUGAAGCUUACGGUGUUAAGGCGUGGAAGACUGCUCUCGGACUUCCCAUGGUGCCGCAAGCAGUCGGAGUUGUACGCAGUGUUGGUGAGAAGGCGAAUCACGUUAUUAUCAACCUGAAGGAUAGCCAGCUCCCACUUGCGAGCUAUCUUCCUUUGUUGCCUUUGAACUAUUUCGACAAGUUGACUAAGGUAGAGUGAUGUAGACGCCCACGACCUAUGAAGUUGCGAUCUGUAUAUAAGUAGCACUGUACAGAACUCAUUGCGAGAAGAAUCUGUUUAGAACCGAUUUCGUGUCUACUGAAACAAGGCGGAAGUAGAGCGGCAGUUCUUCUUGGGGGCCCCAUCUGCACGUGGAUAGUACUUUGAUUAUAGGAUACAUUUAAUUUUGCAACUCCGGCUUUUACACACUGUUAGCCACGCUGGGUUCUAGAUUGAUGCCCUAUGUAUUCGAUGUCAAUGUCAUACGCUUUUGAACAAUGUGUGACGCAAGAUAUAUACUUAUAAUGUCAUCUGUAUAUGAACAGCUUGAGAGAACAGAGUUGUAGUCAUCAUUGUGAUGAACUCUUUCCUUCAAUUCAUAAUACAUACGGUCUGUUACUCCUUACAUUUGGUUACUG